CCCAUAUUAAAAGGUCAGAAACGGAAGAGAAGAGAGAAGAGGAGAGAAGGCAAAAGGAGGCAGAAACAGUCUUGCGUCCAAAGAGGAAGACAGAGGAGUAGACAGGCUACAAAAUGGCAUUGCUCCUGUGGCUGGGGUCCCAGCUGUCAUCCCUCUGGAGCAACAUCUCUGUACUGGGUGUUUUUAUUACAGUCUUUGCUGUACUGCUUGACUUCAUGAAGCGCAGGAAGAAGUGGCACCAUUACCCCCCGGGCCCAGUGUCUCUGCCAUUCAUCGGGACCAUGCUCUCCGUUGACUUCCACAACCCCACCCACUCCUUCAAACAGCUUCAGAAGAAGUAUGGAAACAUCUACAGCCUCCAGAACUGCUGGACCAACCUGGUGGUGCUGAAUGGGUAUAAAACAGUGAAGGAAGCCCUGGUCCACAAGUCAGAGGACUUUGCUGACCGGCCGUACGUUCCAAUGUAUGAACAUAUGGGCUAUGCAAAGAAUUCUGAAGGUGUUGUUUUCGCAAGAUACGGGCACAUGUGGAAGGAGCUAAGGAAAUUCACGCUCUCUACCUUGAGGAACUUUGGGAUGGGAAAGAAGUCCUUAGAAGAGCGAGUGGUAGAGGAAGCUGGAUUUCUUUGUUCAGCAGUCAAGUCUGAAGAAGGUCGUUCUUUCGAUGUUCAUGGUCCUGUAAAGGCUGCAGUCUGCAACGUGAUCUGCACUAUUGUCUUUGGAGAGCGUUUCAACUACAGUGAUGAGACAUACAACAAACUCUUGAGUUUCUUUGAAAAUUCCCUGAGUGAAGAAACUGGAUUCCUUCCUCAGUUUCUUAACGUGGUGCCCAUUUUGUUGCGCAUCCCCGGACUGGCACAGAAAGUCUUUCGAAACCAAAAGGCUUUCAUAGACUACAUUGGUGGGCUCGUAGAUAAACACGUGAAGACCUGGGACCCUGCUCACACCCGAGAUCUCACGGAUGCAUUUUUAAAGGAAAUGGAGAAGGGUAAGGAAGCUGAAGAGAAAGGUUUCCACUAUCAGAACCUUCGUCUGGUAGCUGGAGAUUUGUUUGGAGCUGGUUCUGAGACCACCACCACCACUCUUCGGUGGGCAUUGCUGUAUAUGCUUCUCCACCCAGAAAUACAGAGUAAGGUCCAAGCAGAGAUUGAUAAGGUGAUUGGGAGAGAGAGACCCCCCACCAUGAAGGACCAACUGAGCAUGCCUUACACUAAUGCUGUGAUCCAUGAAGUGCAACGCCGUGGGGAUAUUGUUCCCAUUGGACUACUUCACAUGACGUACCGGGACACCGAGUUGCAAGACUUCUUUAUUCCCAAGGGGACAACAAUCAUCGCCAACUUGUCUUCUGUGCUGAAGGAUGAGACAGUCUGGGAGAAGCCAAAUGAGUUUUACCCUGAACACUUCCUGGAUGCAAACGGGCAGUUUGUGAAACCAGACGCUUUCAUGCCCUUCUCAGCAGGUCGCCGUGCCUGCCUGGGAGAACAGCUGGCCAAGAUGGAGCUCUUUCUUUUCUUUACCACUCUCCUGCAGAAAUUCACGUUUGUGCUCCCUAAGGACCAGCCCAGGCCACGGGAGGAUGGUCGCUUUGCUCUCACAAACUCCCCACACCCGUACCUUUUGCAAGCUGUCCCAAGAUAAGCGCACACCACUCUCCUUUCACUCAAGGGCACCAGCAAUGCAAACUUUAUCAGGAAUAUUGCAGGUCUAGGCAGGAUCAUGCUGGGCUCCACUUAAGGCCUCUCAAGUCAAAAAAACGUCCACAGCUGUCUAAAGUAAGGAUCUAGCCCAGUAUCUCGUUUAGUUUAAGUCUGGUUCUAGAUCUUGAACCAAACAGCUGUAGGAAGUUAGUAAUGGCAAUCAAGUUUGUAAGGAUAUUUUUGCCUAAUCAGCCAGCUUUGCUGUACUUCGGGCUCUCAUAGGUUGCAGAAGCAGUUCGCUGAACACACAGCUUCUGAAAGAAUUAUUAGCCCUGAAUUAGUUUACAGAAAUACAAGGAUAUCCUGGGUAAAAGACAACCCUGGGGUCUUGCUGAUUCUGGAAGCAAAAAAAACCUGUAAGGUACUAGUGUUAGCCCCACUGCCUAUCUGGCCAUGCUCUGCCUCUCCUGCAGUGUAGCAGUGUGUGCCUCUGCCUGGUGCCCAGGGGAGCCCAGCUCUGGCUUGGUUCCUGAAAAAAACAAGGGAUGGUCAGCUGAUUUGGCUGGUGCUGCUGGUGGGCAGGGUGAGAGCUUCAGCUCCAACAAGGUGACAUUUAAACGCAGUUUCAGAGCAGAGCUCCUGAAAAAUUUUACGAUCCAACAUAUACAUGUCUUCUUUGUUCCUUCCUAAUUAUUACAUACUCCUCUCUAUUGCACAAAUAUUGCAUUGUUUUCAUUUAUAGCCCCAAAGAAAGUAAGUUUUAAUCCUGACAACCCUUAUGUCUCGCUAUUCCUCCAGUAGGAGUAAAUACCAAGGAAUACAUAAAUAAUGCAUAUGGUGUGUCAGCCACAGAAGCAGGUAAUUUGUGAAAUACAGAAAUUUCUAUAAAUACAUUUCAAGAGAAAUCCUGCUGUUUAGAUUUAUCAUUUCCUCUAAUUAGGUCCUGAUAACUGUUUUGGGUUUUUUUCAGCAUUGCUGAAAAUCGGUUGGGGAGGUUUGGAGCUCACAAAGGGGUGGAGUUGUACUGUUUGAAACUAUAUGAUGAUGAUGAUGACUUCAGAACUACCUUUCUCUUUCUUCCUGCAAUAUUUCUGACAAAUUGUUUUGCAAGGUGUUAAGAUAUGUUGAUAUUUAGAUUAACAGUAGCCUUUUAACCACAUGGCUGAAAGGACCAUAGCAUAAAGGAGUUUCUAUGUAUAACCACCACUAAAAAAACCCAAAUACCUGAAACUGAGUGCAUGUGUGUGGACACGUUCAUAUCUAUCUUUGUAAGGUUAAUUUUGGAAGCUAUGGAAGCUACUGAAUUAUGCAGAUACUUAUUAAUGCAGUUGUUAAGAUUUGUACUCCAUGCUAAGAUUUGUACUUCAUGCUUUUAAUCCCAAAAAAACCCCUGAAAGAAUAAAAGUUGUUUCUUGCCUCUC
Messenger RNA from Myiozetetes cayanensis, 3057 nucleotides. RefSeq names its product cytochrome P450 2D17. The coding region runs from base 114 to 1637 and encodes 507 amino acids. The transcript has 9 exons. Gene Ontology annotation, cellular component: intracellular membrane-bounded organelle; cytoplasm. Gene Ontology annotation, biological process: xenobiotic metabolic process; arachidonate metabolic process. The record is from RefSeq and is a predicted model, not a curated record. NCBI's taxonomy places the organism in Eukaryota, Metazoa, Chordata, Aves, Passeriformes, Tyrannidae. Gene Ontology annotation, molecular function: heme binding; iron ion binding; oxidoreductase activity, acting on paired donors, with incorporation or reduction of molecular oxygen, reduced flavin or flavoprotein as one donor, and incorporation of one atom of oxygen.